Molecule: messenger RNA, 1549 nt
Organism: Schistocerca americana (American grasshopper)
Lineage: Eukaryota; Metazoa; Arthropoda; Insecta; Orthoptera; Acrididae
Exons: 5
Biological process (GO): phospholipid metabolic process; arachidonate secretion
Source: RefSeq, a predicted model, not a curated record
GCCGCCUCUGCCGCCCCCGCCGGCCUCGGCGCCGCCACCGCCUCCGCCGCCGUCGUGCUGGUGCUGCUCGCCUCGCUCAGCCUUCUGCCCGCGGCCGCCGCCGCCUUCUCAGGCCGCAGCUCUGCACAGCCGCACUACAAGCGCUACAGCGGGCUGCGGGUCAGCCAGGACUCGCUGCUGCGGCUGGUGCACCACGAGCAGACGGUCGCACUCAUAGAGCUCGCCUCACCGUCCGGCCCGCUGCUCAGCUGCGAGUUCAUCGAGGUCUACAGGCCAAUUGAUGCAAAGGGAGCGCUAGCGUCGCUUUCUGAACUGGCUGUUCCCGAAGAAGUGAGAUUCUGGGAGAUGAAACAGUUGAUGAACGAAUGUGAGACGUUGCCGCCACCGCCACAAGCAGCGUUAAACGGAUCUCUGAAAGCUCUAUCGCUGUCACAGGAGUCCGAGGCGACAGGGCGAAGCAUCUCCAAGGCUACUCACACACUCCUCAGCGGCGUCGUACCAGGUACAAAGUGGUGUGGAGCAGGGGACAUUGCAGAGACGUACCAUGAUCUGGGCAAUGACAGUGAGGUGGACCGAUGCUGCCGCAGCCAUGACCUCUGCCCCGUGAAAGUGCGUGCCUUCCGCAAGCGCUACAAUCUCACUAAUCUUUCUGUCUACACAAAGUCACACUGUGAUUGUGAUGCAAUGCUGUAUGGGUGCCUGAAAGCAGCUAAUUCAACCACAGCUGCACUGUUGGGACGAGUGUACUUCAACGUCCUGCGUGUACCUUGUAUAGAAGAGCAAGCAUGUUUAGUUGAGUCCUGCAAGCCAAGACGCCGAUUCAGGUCUCCAAGACAGCAGUUCUGAAAAAAGAAAGUUAAGAGCUUGGUCUACUAAUCAGUGCAUGGAAAAAAACAUGCAAAAUACUUUGUGUGAAAGGAAAGUGAGUAAUGAUUUGAAAAAAAUUAUCAUCGCUAUGAAGAAGUUCAGCCAUUGCAAGAGAUUUUAUGGUAUAAUAUAUAUGUAGAUACCACUAGACUAUUAUUUAAAGUGUCCUGAACAAGAAAGAAAAUUGGAGAUAAAUGAUUACCACAUUCUUUCACUUAUUCUAAGCUUUGGCAAGGUAAUGUGAAAAGGUCUUUAUUAGUGGUGGUUUUCAGACACACUUAUUUCAGAAAGCUACAAAGUUUCAUAUAUUUUAUCAAUGUUUUGCAUUGCAUUGUAGCCAAUAAUAUGAGAUUUGUUUUAUGAAUAACAGAAAUGUGCAGUGUUGUGUCCUGAUCAUUGCUAUUGUCAAAAGUAUACCUAUGAUCAUUUGUCAGAUGAAAAUAGACAAGGCAGUUUCUUCAUGCAUGUUCUGAAAUAUUAGUUCAUCUACUGUGGCAUUAAUAGUUUGUGCAGUAUUUUUGCAUGUUUUUAAUUGUUUAUCAGUUGUUUCUAAAAACAGCUAUAUUCUUUUGAUGAUAACUAUUUUUGUUGUUCUAGUAGUUGUGAUAUUGUUAUAUUAUUGAAACUCUAGUCCUUGUAUGUGACUAAAUAUGGAAGUGUAACUGGUCUCUGUAUUAGAAUA